AUGAUUCUUCCAAUCUUUUUAUUAUUUUUGAGUUCAUUCAUCAAUGCAUUACAUUUAGAAAUCCCAGCAUUACCUAAUCCACAACCAACUUGUAUUAGAGAUUUUGUUCAAGAAGGUCAAAUGGUUGUUAUAAAUAUUAAUACGGAUGGUUCUAAAAAUGAUGGACAACAAUUAGAUGUCAGGGUCACUGAUUCACUUGGUAAUGAAUAUCAAACAAGAAAAGAUAUAGUUGGUAAAAAGAAAAUUGCGUUUACUUCUCAUAAUAAUGCUGCUUUUGAUGUUUGUUUUACGAAUCGUCAAGCUAAUAAAUGGUCAAGAAAUACAAAUAAACAUUAUUCAAGAAUUGUUGAAUUAGAAAUUGAAAGUGGUGCUGCUGCAAGAGAUUGGAAUGCUUUACAAACUUCUAAUAAAUUAAAACCAAAUGAAGUUGAAUUAAAAAAAAUUGAUUCUUUAAUUAAUGAAAUUUCAUCAGAAUUACAAUAUUUAAAAGGUAGAGAAGAAAGAAUGAGAAAUACAAAUGAAUCAACAAAUUCAAGAGUUAAAUGGUUUUCUAUAAUAAUUAUAUUAUCAUUAGUUGGUUUGGGUGUAUGGCAAAUUCAAUAUUUAAGACAUUAUUUCAAAGUUAAACAUAUAAUUUAG
This is a messenger RNA of Insectozyma verbasci, 639 nucleotides long. Lineage: Eukaryota; Fungi; Ascomycota; Pichiomycetes; Serinales; Debaryomycetaceae. The record is from the annotation of a GenBank genome assembly.